This is a messenger RNA of Porites lobata, 12724 nucleotides long. The record is from the annotation of a GenBank genome assembly. Lineage: Eukaryota; Metazoa; Cnidaria; Anthozoa; Scleractinia; Poritidae.
CAAUAUUCUGGUUGCCGGAGUAUGCGGUCUAACAAUCUGUGUAACAAAUAUACUGCAAAUAGCUUACUAAAUAUUCCUAUAUGUUGAUUUGAUUUGAGCUCUGAAUAUGGAAAAUUUACGCUAAAAAAUAGGAAAGGCCGAAAUAUGGAAGAACUGUCCGAAUUAUUCGAAAAGUUGAAGCUCAACUUCGAGCAGACGAAAGAAGUUGACUUAGGAACCGCUGAUUCAAUCAUAACUGCUCUGCAAAGAAAAGAAGGUAAGCCUAAAUUUCUUAUCUAUAAAACUUAAAAUUGUUUAGGACAAAUUAUUGAAAGUUUCAAGGUCCUUAAAGUAUAUUCCUUUUGAUUCCUUUUCAAAGAAAAAUCGAAAAUCGAAAAAUGUCUAAUUCUCGACAUUGUUUCUAUUAUGUUUCUGUUUUACCAUUUUUGUCAUAAUAAGCAGAAGUUUGGAGUUUUUAUGCUUGAAUUUGAAAACAUUUAGGGGCAAGCAGUUCUGUUCAGCAAUUUAAGUUGGGGAGUAAUGUAGAGUUCUUAAAUCUUUGUAGCCACUUUGGGGUGGGGUAUAAGUAAUAUAAGGGGUGGGGCGGUAUUAAGUAAGUCUAAGAUUAUUUACUUUCUGCAAGUGCUCGUACUUGUCACCGAAAAUGUACACGUUUAGUUACUUUUAUGUAUUAUUUCUUUAUAUUGAGGCUUACUGAUUAUUCAUCUCGGCUCAAACAUUUACAUAGUUUUUUGUCGUGAAAAUUCAGUAUUGAGAUGAAAUAACAUACUUAACUCAGAUCAUUAUUUUAUUGUAUAGAGAACUAUACAUGACGAUGUUAUGUCUGAGUAAACAUUCCUGGAAGCAACCAUGUUCUUCUUCCUAAGAUACCAAGUCCAAGAUUGUCCUCUGUUUUAUUUUAUUAAUUUUAUUAUUAUAAUAUUUUCAUUUAUUUUAUUCAAAUCACACUGAACGUCCUUUAUGGUCUGGGGGGGGGGGGGCAGGGGAAGGGAACUCUCUUAUUUGGACUCAACAGGUAUGUGCUGGCAAACAUGGCACCCUGCCCCUAAGCUUUAUGAAAGCCCAUUUUUUUUAGUUAAACCCCACAAUACUCUCCUGCAUGUUGUUGAUCUUUUAAGAGGAGUUGUUGGUAUAUAAAUUUGUUAUAUAUCUUUGUUAUAUCUUUAUUUUAGAACAAUUUGAUGAAGCAACAAUCCAGAAAAUUCUUGAAGCCAUCCAGGUGUUGAUGGAAAUAGAUGUACCUGAGAGCAAAGCUAAAGUGUUAAUGCUGAUUGCAGAGCUUGCAAAAGCAGGUCAGAACAAGUUAUGGGGGUAGACGAGCUCUUUUGUUUGGGUGAGCGAAGUGAGCUGCGCAAGAAAGCGCAAGGGUGCGCAGAUUCAUGUACUAAAGUCCCUUGUAGCCGAUCCCUCACAUGGCACAAAACUGCCGUGCUGGAGAGCAACAGAUGCACUGGGAUAGGAAAACAGGAAAUAACCAUUUUGAAAUAAUGUAAGCCUUUUGCUUGUCUUAGUGCGUCACUUGCUCUCUUGCUCUCCUGAAUGACGAUUUUGUACCAUGUGAAUGACUGUAGCUGCAAAGAACCUAUUGGUUUAGAGGGCAUUAAUCAUGAGUUCAAGCAAGGUGUCCAAGGAAAUAAUUUGCAAACAAAUUAAUGUUUUAUCCAUGCUAAGGUUGAAACUCAGUCAAAUCAAUGUUUAUGGUCAACUCUCUUUAAUGUGCAUCUCUCUAAAAUGAAAAGCUCAAGCUGGUCCCUACUAUUUGUGGGUCAGUUUUUGGACUCUUUAUGAGGUGGAUCGAUAAGAUGGAUUGUUAAAGGUUACAUUUGAUCUCAGGUUAAAAUUUUUUAACCUAGGUUGAUUCUCAAUUUCCUUUGCCUUCUAGGGCUAGGAGACAUUGGAAAUUGAGAUUUAACCUCAGUUAAAUCAAAAUUAACCUGAAAUCAAGUUUGACCUUCAACAUGGACAAUAAGUGUGAGUCCCUACAUUGUUCAUCUGCUGCAGAGUUGACUGAAAAGUAACAGGUGCUUCCUAAUAGACAGCAUACAGUAGGGCUUAUUUUUUUUUCACCCCUCAACUACCACCAGGCCAUCCUCUUUUUUUCUCCCUUAGUGUUGUCUGACGGACCCAAAUUUUUGUGUUCCCUCAUCCCCCAAAAGAUUUUGAAAACAGUCAUUUUUGCAUAAUUAAUCAUACAGAUUAUUUUACAGCACUUAUUAAUGCUAAAUGUCAACGAAUAACUUCUCUUUUGGUAAAAAUUUGUGAUUUCAUUUCAGAGGAGAGCAGAGUUCCAUGUGUAAAGGUAGGGCUUAUUACUACGAUCUUAUCCCUCCUUGAAAGUGAGGAUUCAAAUGUUGUUUUGCAAGCCUUAAGAGCCAUUGGAAAUAUCAGCUAUGAAAAUGGUAAGUGUACAUUUUGUGGGUAAAAUCCAUACUCGGGUUAAUCCAGAAUUUUUUUGUCUUGAGUGAGUAAUUAGGGCUAGAAAACAAAGCAAUUUCUUGUCUUGAAAGUUAAUUUUCUAAAAAAUUACAUGUAGCACUGAACAUUUGUGAUCAUCAACCUCUCCCAGUACAGUUUUGCCUCAGAAGUCCAUUACUUUAUCUUCAAGUGUAUUUUGUUUUCCUUGGAGAUAUGAAAUCAUUAUAUUUCUUUAAAACCAUCAGAUGGCCAAGGGUUUAUUAGGGUGGAAUAUGAGUGUAAGUGCAGUGGCAAUCAAGUGAUAUUUUUUGUUGUAGAGCAAGCAAAAUCAGUGUUAUUAGAGAACAAAGGAGCUGAGAAGAUUGUGAAGACUCUUGGAGUUCUGGAGAAGAGCUUUGAUGAGAAAAGUGAUAACAGAGUAGAGCUAGCUGCAUGUGGCUCCAUGCUGAACGUGGCAAGUGAUGAUGGUAUGGAGAAAAAACUUCAGUUUUCACCAACAGUUUAUUUUGCAGAUAUUUUUGGGAAGUGUGGAAAAAUGGUUAACUGUAUCCAAUGAAGAAAAAAAGGGUGGCCAACAAUCCAAGCUUAAGGAGGGUUUGAAUAUCAUCAAGGGUUACGUACAAACUGUAACAUCAUGGCUACCGUCCUUUUAUGGGAAUACUUGGAUUUCUAUCUCCUGCCUGGGCCUGCUGGCCGAUUCCUUCCCUCAAAUCAUGGAAAAGUGUAAGAAACAGGUUUUUUGAAAGUGUGAGAGUUUGCUCAUUGUCAUCAUAGAGCUCAUAGAUGAGAUGACAUCAGUAAGCAUGCUGGUUUGGGUUUUUGCUACUUUUUUCCAUUUUUCACCCUUUUCAGGUUUUCUUUCAUAUCCCUCUUAGAGGGGAGUGAAUAGGCGAACGGAUUGGCAGAUUUUGAAAAUAUUUUUGCCCGGAUUUUGGAUUCAAAGCGAGAUUUUAAUGGGUUUCCGGAUCCUGCAAUUGCAGCAGAUUGCGGAUUCUUCCUUUUUCUGGACCCGAAUUUUGGACUUUGCGUGUAAUAAAAGUAUUUUUGCCCGGAUUUCGGAUUCAGGCGAAAUUUUAACGGUGGAUUUGCUUAAUAAAUCAUAACGGAUCGGUGGAUUUGCAUACCCCUAUUCACUGCUCUCCUCUUAUUCCUGUCCCAUUUUUCACCUCUUGCCCACCAACACUCUGAUCAUAACAUUAUAUUUUGAUGCAUAAUGCUCGGUAUUUAUUGUUACAGAGGCUCUAGCCGAUGAGGCAGUAUCCUUUGGAGCAGUUUCGUUUCUGUUUGGCUUUGUUAAGCAAAGUCUUCAUUGCAAUCCAUGUCUCUGUAGGAUGGCUUUGUCAGCAUUAUCUGUGCUCGUCUUGUCAGGUAAAUGAUAACGUUUUGAAGGACCCUGUAAAAAAUAAGUCAAUUUUAGAAUGAAACUCUCCUAGGGGGUUACAUAUGCCCUUAGUCUGAAUUUCAAACCUGUCGUUUUAUUGUAGUUGCGCUUUUCUCUGUUGCUGCCACAGUUUCAAGCCAUCUUUGUGUGGUUUUUCCCCAAUUCUGCUGUCCUAAGCCACUCUUUCAAGGCCAUGUUGCUAGUUGGAAUACCCUAACAGGGCCUCCAGAAUAGCUAUGGACUCUGUUAAGGGGGCCUACAAUUUUUAAUUACAUAUUCGAGGAGAGGAGCUAGAAAGGAAGAAAAAAUUGUUUCCGUAUUUAUUUUCCCAAAUUAUGACAGCACAAAGUUCAGCCAAAUUAAAAAGAUGUAGUUCAUUUCCCUAAACUUUUGUGAUUGGAUACUUAUGUUGUUGUUAGUAUAUUUGAUGAAGACCAUUGUUAUUUUGUUUCUAUAGGAAUGGUUAAAGUGAGAGAGAGUAAUAGAGGAACAUAAAAGUUUUUAUAGCCCAAAAGAUGGAGGCCUUUUUUACUAUUUAAUGCUGUUGUCAACUAGCUGCUGGCUCGGCUAGCACUGUUGGUUAUUCUAGGCAGCCAGUACUCUAAUUUUACUUUCAAUAUUUUCAUUUUUGUAAUUUAUUUUUAAGCAAAAGUGAGUCCAAAUAAAGAUUGUUGUUGUUGUUGCUGAGUAGAUUAUUUGCUUGCCUUCACAGAUAAGGGAAAGGCAAGUUUUUUGGAGAGUGAAGGUGUGGCCAUUUUAAAGAAGGUUGCACAGGAAUCAGAUGACAAUGAACUGAUUGACUUGGUGUUUGAGAUUCUGUCCUCUGUUAUAAUUGAUGGUAAAUUUGGUUUUUUUCUUGCAACCCUCUUUUGGAAGGAAAAUAGACCUGAGUGAGCAGCUAAAUGUUAAACCUACAAGCAAGAUUGAAUUAGUGAUUUUUUUGUGUUUGAGUAAGUUCAGGCAACUCUCUUGUAAUAGACAUUUCUAUAAGAUGGACGCCUUGGUAAAACAAACACCUAGAGUUGGCCCCUGCCUUUCUUUACCCCUUUUAGUUGACUAUCUAUAAGACGGACAUCACUCUUUGACGGACACUUAAAAGUAUCCUUCUUAGAGAGGGCUGACUGAAAUUAAAAGUACUGGUAACAAGAGGAAAAACUAUUGGUAGUUAAAAAUGUUUUUAAAAUGGGUAUUUCAGUAAACUCCCCAAAUUUCCACUGAUCAAACCUUCCAUGGAACAUCAUAAUGCUGAUGUAAUCUUUUGUGAAAAAUUAUUAUUCUUUUUUUCUCAUCAGAUAAUGUGAAGAAAGCCCUUGCUCAGCAUGGGUUUGCUGAACAUCUGGCAAAUGUUGUAUCUUCAUUGCAAAAUGAAAAGGAUGAAUAUUUACAGCAAAGAGUGCAGUCAUCAGCUGACUUCAUUGUAAUGCUACUUAUUGAAGGUUAUAAGAUUGUCUGUAUUCUUAAUCUGUUGUACCUUCCAUCUGAGCUGUAAGCCUCCCUCUGCCAGGACUGCAAAUAAUAAUUUUGUCUUUUAGAAAGGACAUACAUGUAUGUCAAACAAAAUUUACCAAUGAAUUCAUUUAGUCAGACAAACCUGACAAGUUGUUAGAUGUACCAUAUAUUGAAUUUCAGUUCCUUUAAGUACUAGCCUAACGUUAGUCUUCAGCUCCAAAAUGAUAGUCAUUGACAUUUGACCUGUCUGUUUAUUAUGUUUUACUGCAUCUAGGAUUUUGCAGGAUGUUUGCAAAUUUUAAAGGGACUUGUCCAAUGUCUGACUGUGAUUUGCAACUCUCCCUUUUCCUGACAAGACUCCUUGAGAAGAACAGUUUUUGAAUGGCUUUUCAAAGAACAAAUUAUCUUACAGGUCAAAAUUAAAUCCAGGUUGCUGAAAUUAUUUAAACUAGGUCGCCUCUCAAUUUCCUCUGUCCCGUAGCCCCUAUUAAUGAAUUGUUAAGUCUAAGAGACAGAGAAAAUUGAGAAAUAUACUAGGUUAAAAAAUAUUAACCUGAACUUAAUUUUGACCUGUAACAAAAUAAUAAUAUUAUUUUGUAUUUUGUUCUUCAAUGCAGAUGAAAGCAUGAAAAUGUUGUUCAGUGAAGGCAAUGGUCCUGUUUUAAAAACAUGUUUAUCUUGGUUGUCAUCUGGAGAUCAACAUCUUGAGAUUUCUGGUUGUCUGGCUCUUGGAAACUUUGGUAGAUCAGGUAUGAAGCAAACGUAUACCACCGUUAUCAUUCAGGGGAUGUCAUCAUAGAUAAAAUGUAUAUGGGGUUUUCUAUCCAACAGGGUAUGUUGAAGCCCUGUUAGGGUAAAAUUUGGACAAACAGCAUAGCCUUGAAAGGGCAUCAAAAGACAUUAUUUUGAAAUGGUGAUAAAUGAACAGCGGUGAAGACAUAUACCAACAGGGUGAAAGGAAAUUUGACCCUCCACAAAACAGUACCCAAGAAAUCUUAACCCUUGCCCCCAAAUUUGCUAGCUCUCCCCCCAUGGAAUUAAUGGCCACUCCCUAAAAUUACACCAACACAGACAUGACUUCCUCUUCAAUACUCAAAAUGACAAGUUUUGAAAUACUUAAGACGAGGGACAUACCUACCCCUCUCCCCUUAAGAGGGCCUCUGUUUUGUUAUUUUGACAUACAAAGCUCUACUCUUGUCUCUCCAUAGAUGAAAACUGCAUCAAGCUUGUGGAGCAAGGGGCUCAUAAAUAUUUGCUGCAACUACUUGCACGAACUUCAAACAGCGAGGUAACAGGGAUGAAAUAAAUAAAUAAUGAUUUGGAGGUAGUACAUCCACAAAGUGGUUCUUCGUCUACCUGAUUCCUGGUCGAAUUGGAAUUUGGAAAAUGCUGGUUUUUGAGGAGAGGGGAAAACUGGAGUACCCGGAGAAAAACCUCUCGGAGCAAACGAGAGAACCAACGACAAACUCAACCCACAUAUGGUGUCGACGCCGGGAUUUGAUCCCUGGCCACAUUGGUGGGAGGCGAGCGCUCUCACCACUGCGCCAUCCCUUGCUUAAACAGCUGUGUUAUAUCUAUCUUGUAUUGAAUUGUUGCCUUGCUUUUUGUGCUCAUUCCUUUCCUGGACUGCAAAAGAAAAUCAACUCCAAAUGUUGAAAGAGCGUGGCACUAUUAUACGUGAUCUUUGAAUAUUCCAGGAGGAGGCACUAGAGAAGCAGUAUUUAUUAAACUCCACAUCUCCUUUGCCACUUUGAACAUUGCACUGCCGAAAGCAAUAUAAAAUGAAUUUUUUCCCACAUAAAUUGCCAAUGAAAUGACAACAAUAGUGGUAUUUUUGUCUCUGUCCUCAGAACCCUGGUAGACAUCAACAGGCCGUUUUUAGUGCACUGAAGAAUCUUUCCAUGCCAGGUGAGUUGGCCAUGUAGCUGAUAAAAGUACACAAUGGGUGAUGAUGAUGAUGAUGAACUUUAUUCAUGUGUCGAUGUAUUUAGCUGACGCUAAUUGGGGACACUACAUAAAGAUAAAAUAAAUAAUAAAUAAUAUCAUAAAUAAAAGAUAAGAAAUAAAAAGCUAUAAAAAAAGCUAUAGUAUAAUCCUAUAUAUAUUAUAUAUACAUUUACAAUAUGCUAAAAUAAUCAAAACAAUUCUAGGAACACGGGCACAACUUAAGAGGUACAAAUUACGCACGCAGAGCAAUUGUUGCCAUAUAUCAGUUCAGUAAGUUCCUUACAUCUAAUAUGAAACUUAAACCAAGAUAGGCUGCUCGUUUCAGUGAUGUUUGAUGUGACAUUAGCUUUAUAAGAUUUAAUGUGCUUUUGGCAUCGGCUUGGUUGACAUCAAUGGGUUGGACAUUCGACACAUGAUCAACCUCGUUUCCAGUGUCUCUUGUCGCGAGCUGUAAGAGUAGAAACACUGGCAACAAGAUUUUUUUCACUCAAGCGGCUGUUCAUCUUAUGUACAUCUAGUCACACAGUAACAUGAGCUUAGUAAUCGCAUGCACUACUCGAAAGUGAAAUUUGCACAACGUAAAAAGCUCUACCUUUGAAUUAACUCAAGACUAAUUUUGACUUCACUACAGACUUUUAUUUUUAUAGCUCUCAACAAGGUGAAGCUUGUAGACAACUCAAAAGUGAAAUUUGCACCACGUUUUCAGGCCGCUAAUUUUGAAUUCACUCCAGAGUAAUUUUGACCUCACUCCAGAUUUUUAAUUUUUUUAGCUGUCAACAAGGUAACGCUUGUAGAGAGUGGAUGUUUGGAUGUCAUUCUUCCUCUUCUGUCCACCCAGUCUCCCUUUGUUCAGUUUAAAGUCCUUGGUACACUGCGCAUGCUCCUGAUGGGUCAAUGUAAGUUUACACUUUAUAACCUUAGCAGUACCUGAUAUACCACCUCAUAUAUGAUGACUGAUACACUCAACCUUUUAAAGAAGGAAUGAUUGUGACCUUAUUUAAGGCAUUGAAUUGUGUGAUGAAGAGGUUACUCAAUUUUUUUCUCAAUUUUUGAUGCCCAGUUUCGCCAAUGUCCCGGUAACCUUUUUAUACCCAGAAAGCUCUUUUUACAUUUAAGAUUCAAGUUUUAACUGUUUGUUUACUUAGGUUUUAAGGUUCAAGUUUUAACUGUUUGUUUACUUAGGUUUUCGAGUAGUCCCCAUUUUUGUAGUCUUAUAUAUCGCGCGAUAAGGCGACACGCGGCGGGCUCAUUUUUCUCUCUCCCCGCCGCGUGUCGUUUGAAUGAGUGUCAUAAUGUUAACUCUUAGGUGUUACGUGUAUAAAUAUACUACCUACUUAGUAUUAAAGCAACGUUAGAACACGCACUACAGUUCUUUAGUUUUUAAUUCUAUUAGAGCAACGUUCUCGUGAAAACUUUUUAUCAUCAGAUCUGUGGGCACCUUUUGAGGGGGUGCGGGGGGCAUCCUCGUUAACGUGUGCAGGAAUCAAGGUCUUCCUUCACAGUAAUCAUUUCUACUGUAUUACGUCAUAGCUGCUGUAGCCAAUAGGAUUGCUGCGAGUAACGAGCACAUAAACACCUUAGUUCGGUGCUGUGAGUCCAGCGGUCAUGAAGGAGUUAAAGCUGAGGCUAGCAGAAUGUUAGCAUUGAUUGUCAAGGAGUCAAAAACUGCAGGUUAGUAACAGAUUUGUAGUACAGAGGGAAAAUAAGUUUCGUGAGGGUGGGGCAGCGGAUGUUCAUGGAAGCAGAUGCUCAUGCAAAAAAUAAAGAAUGACUAUUUUCCAAUGGCUUUUUGAGCUACUUCCUUUUUCUUUUACGUUGACUAGUAUAGGGUAUUUCCUGAUUGUUUAGUAAACGCAGAAUGUUUAUACCGUUUAUGUUUUACCGUUUAUGAGAAAUCAUUAAUAUUAUCAUCAGAUUUAAAUAAUUAAUAUCUUGUUUGUAUGUUGACGCAUUACUCUUCGUUGUCACCUGCAGAAGUCGCAGAACAAAUUAUAAAAUGCGGAGGACUGGCGCCCAUCGUUGCCAUGGUAUCGUCGGAACAUGACGUCAUGCAGAAUGAAGCCUUGAUAGCUUUGACAAUAAUUUCGUCCACAGUUAAAGGUUGAAUUUCUAGUUCCAUUUGUUUGCGUGUGUGUGUGAAUGUGAUGUGUGGAGCCGGAAGUACAAGGCUGUGGAAGUAACUGUAUUUGUGAAAAAAAAGAAAAAACAUACUUGUCCAAUACUCCAACAAUUUUAUGCAUGGCUUUGUUAAAUUUCUCUUUGUUUUCACUUUUGCUUCGUUCUUCAUUGUUAUGCUUUUUUACAGUGUAGUAAUGUGAAGACAAUACAAUGCAAUGCCACGCAUAAGUUUGUCUGAGUAUUGGACGACCCUCACAAGAAAGAAAUCCCAGGGAAUUUAUGACAUGCUAUCAGGCGUUUAUUUUGAAGGGAGGGGAAGAACUUUCUUGGGAGAGAGACUUAAAGAAAAAUUUAAGGGAGGACAUGUUCGCAGGCCAAGGAAUGGACCAAUUCCUGAAUAAAAUAAAUGAAAAGUUCACGCCGUACUCUACCACCAGUCUGGGGCGGGUAAUAGGCUUCUGCACCUGUUCAAACGAAAGUAUUAAAAACUAGUCUGACUCCUGUCUAAUCAAGCUCAGCCCUAAAAGAAAUUUGAAACUCCAUCUUAAAACUCCAUCGCAACACGUGCCACUUAAUUACGUAUAAACAGUCGUUGUAUCUUCCUCGAUCGUUAACGAGUAGAAACUCGACUAGAAAACUUAGAUUACAACUCAUUCCCAAUCUUACUUGUUUUAGCGCGAAUUUGUGACUUAAGACUACGGUGCAGUAGACACGAGUCUUCAUACCCAAGCCCUUGCGUACGCUUGGCGCUCGUCUGUGAAAGAAGGAGGACGCCUGGGUAUUAGAACGUACUAUAUGUUUGCUAUGAUAAUGAUAUGGUUAUCGCUGUGAUUUUGCUUUGUUUAUUUUUUCAACAGCCGACUUCUAUCCUAAAUUCAGAGAAACUGGAAUCAUUCAAACACUCAUUAAGAUUAUUAAAAAACAAGGCAUCAAUCCCCAGACCUGUUACAAUGCGAUGGCUGUCUUGGAAUCAUUUUCUCUCAGAGGUUUGUUGUGUUUAUCUGUUACUUUAGUUUCUUGUCUUUUACACCGAAAAGGAAACAAAGAAAAGAGUUUUUUUUUUUCGUCGGUGGGGUAGUCCUUGUUGUUGUCAUUAAUUCCGAACAUUACCGAAGGCCUUCCGAGGAUUUAUCGUAGUUUCUAAUGGAAGGACUGGAUUUUCAAUUUUGUAUCCCAUUCUGCCUGUACAUGUAGCUGUCGUUCAAUUCGACCAUGCAAAUGAACGUUAAGUGACUUAUCUGAGGAAAACAGCGAGUUUUGUUCAGAAAUUGGUGAGAAACAAAACUAACCAGUUAUCUGAGAGAUCAGUCAUGGAUUGUUGUAAGGAAGGGGUCUGAAAAAAAAUUAAAGGUUAAUAUUGGCGGUUAUUUCACUGGUACCUUCUGAGGUCAUGUACGUAGUUGUUGACUCUUUGGCGGGAAUCACUUUCCUCUUUAGUUAUCAUGUGACAUCGAAGUAGCCAAUGAGGACCUGCGCUUUCGAGAAAAAGAUUUUAGGUGUUACACUAAUACAGGUGGAUACUUACAAACGCUCUUCUUUGCAGGUUAUUUCCGUCGGGACUUAGAAAUAGCCGGACUCAAUCAGGCGCUGGAUGAUCUCACGACUCACGAAAAUCUAAACGUUAAGAAAAGAGCUUUGAUUAUUCUCACAAGGAUUAAGGCUCAGAAGAUUGCUGCGGAGCAGGAAUAAGCGAUUGGAUUAGAGACUCGUCGAUGAAGUUUUCUUCAUAUUUCAAGGUGACAUGUUGUUAUGGAAAGUGGUAGACCACCCUCGUAGCCAGCGUCUUCGUUCCCCAUGACCAGCGGUCGGGAAACACUUGUUUCUUCAACUCAGCAUGUGCAAUACGGGACGAAGAUUCGAGGUACACGGUAAAUGAGAGACGCUUCACAUCGAGAAUUACUACCCACGACGUGCUAAUUUUCUUCACGUAUCAUGGUGCCUAAUUCUUGUGAGAACGAGAGGGAAACUCUGCUGGGGUGUCGUGCAGCUCUUCAAGAGAUUUGUCAUAAAACAAUAAAGAACCUUUAAAAUGGAACUAACCGUAGUUUUGAUAAGCAAUGGAACUGCAUACCACCAGGGACCUGUGUUAGAUAUUACAUUGCGUGGUAUUGAAUGCGACACGUCAUAUCAGCUGAAAGGCACCCUCGUUCUCAGGUUUUCUUUCGUUAUCUUACGUUAUCCUACGUCACAUGAGGAUCGAGUGACGUUGGAGGACGCUUAGCUGGAAACGAGGCUGAGCAAAAAGCUUAUUUGUAGGAUAUCCCGGUGUUUAUUCAAAAGCGCGAUAAUAUAUUAUGAAUUUCUAACAGGUAUUAUAUAGAGUUCCCUGUGUUGCUGGAAAAUGUUUUUUCGAAAUUUCAAUUAUGCCUAUUUUCUUUAGAUAAGAGAAAGAACGAGACGUACCAUAUGACUGGUUUUCAAUAGCAAGUCCAAGGUGCGAUAGUCAAACUAGAGAAAUUUGCCUCAGUGACUUAGGUAUUUAAUUAAAUAUAUCUGUUUAUGAAAAUAACUGUUAGGGUUAAAACAGGAAUUUUAAUUUUUAAAGAACGGAAAAGAGUUUGGUCAUAUUUCACAGAGUUCCUUGUAAGUAAGGAUACGAGAUAAUUCUAAAAGCUAGCCCAACCCUGUAGUAUCUGAAAAAAAGCGUUAACCUGUAAAACGUCUCGGAUAAGGUUGUAUUAUUUUAACGUCUCAAUUAAACGUUAGUAAAAUUUCAAAUUGAAGAUAUUUGAAAAGUUUCAUUUUGUCUUUUUGUUGUUUUGGUGUGAAUGUACAAAUAACAGUGUCAAAUAUUAUCGUGCUCUUUUACAGGAGUGUAAAAAAAUAAUUAUAUUGAAAAAAUGAAUUAGCGACGGUAAAAGUCAGAAAGAGUCGCAAUCCUAGCUGUAUGAACGUUAAGCUUUUUUCCUUUAUUUGAAACGUACUUAAACUGAUGUAAGCUGAAGAAAGAUUAAUAAUCUUAGUGUACGUGUCAUUAUUGCACAGUAUAUGUGUCUUACUACUUGAGUAAUGAAAUAUUAACCGGUAUCCACCACAAGAGGUCCCUAAAUACCUCUAUCGCAUGUGUCUUGAUGUUUUCUUUCUCUAAUCGCAAUCAUGGGCUGAAACGUUUCUUACUAAUUGGUUGCUUUAGACGUUAAGUUAUUGCAAUGAAUAUCACUGCCUAACACAAUCUCCACGCGUCAAUAGGAGCUUACACAGUGAAUAUUAAAUCGAGUCGCAUAGUUAAGAUUGUCUGAAUUUGGAAAUUUGUAUUCGAAUUGGAUGUGUUGAUUAUUUGGAACAGUUACAGCACAGAGUACUAUAGAUCUUUAGUUUCUUUUAUCUUUUUUCUUUUUAGUUAGAAAGUCCUCGACGGAUUUUGAAUCUUGAGACGAAUUAAAGUAAAGCGGCGAUGAAUAAAUUAUCCACCUG